Messenger RNA from Morone saxatilis (striped sea-bass), 1333 nucleotides. RefSeq names its product cyclin-O. Bases 158 to 1333 code for a protein of 391 amino acids. Gene Ontology annotation, biological process: mitotic cell cycle phase transition; regulation of cyclin-dependent protein serine/threonine kinase activity. The transcript is spliced from 3 exons. Lineage: Eukaryota; Metazoa; Chordata; Actinopteri; Moronidae. Gene Ontology annotation, cellular component: cyclin-dependent protein kinase holoenzyme complex; nucleus; centrosome. The record is from RefSeq and is a predicted model, not a curated record. Gene Ontology annotation, molecular function: cyclin-dependent protein serine/threonine kinase regulator activity.
AAAGGUGCGCUGCAGGAGCGGGGAAGACCCCGGGAAAACUGACGUCACCAGACGGAACUCCCCUCGCCCGCAGCCCGGAGACCGCCGCCGUGUAGACCCGGCCUCAGUAACACACAGCCAGUGGACUGGUGGCCGGUGUGCGCGCAGGGUACCGGAGAUGGUGUCCUUUGUGAACGGUGGAUGUUGCUCCGAGACUGUUUACAAACGGAGACGGACGAGCGGCGCGUCUCCUCCGACAGACGAGCUCACACCGGUCCACCAGCGGCAGACUGUCCGGCACAGAAAGCAGACACUCAUGUCCAAGUUGAGUGACUCCGGUUUCGAGGAAGACUUGGGUUCCUCCCCGAUUUCAUCCCCGGCUCGGAUAGAUGUGUCCCCGCUCCGUUCAGACGAGCCUCCCGCAGGACAGCUGUCCACCUGGUACCUCCAGUACGGCGAUAUGGGAUACAAGAUCCAGAGGGAGAAGGAGGCGCAGUUUCAUCCCUGCAAAAGCUUGGCACGCCAACCACAAUUGACUGCAGAGGCCCGGUGUACGCUCGUCAGCUGGCUCAUCCCUGUACACAAACAUUUCUGUCUGUCCUUUGAGUGCUGCUGCCUGGCAGUGAACAUCAUGGACAGGUUUCUGGCGUCCACGCCGGUGGCUGCUGACUGCUUCCAGCUACUGGGUGUCACUGCACUGCUUCUAGCCAGUAAACAGGUGGAGGUGUGCUCUCCGCGGAUCAGCCACCUCUUGUCGUUCUGCUGUGAUGCCUUCACUAAGGAGCAGCUCUGCAACCUGGAGUGUCUCAUCCUCCUCCGGCUCAACUUCCGCCUCGCUGCACCCACCCUGGCCUUCUUCCUGGACUAUUACACUAACUCCAUCGAGGCUGCCCACCAUGUGUCUGAGAACACAGGUGGCAACAGGUUUGCAAGAAUGAUUCCAGACACAAAAAGACCAAGGCGGUGCAGCAACCUUGCACGAAAGGUGUGCGAGUUGAGUCUAGCGGACUAUGCUUUCAACAAAUACCCACCAUCUCUGACUGCAAGCUGUGCACUGACGCUGGCCAGUGAGCUAGUGAAAACUGAACAGGGGCUUGUAGAGCAUGCAACAGUCCAGUCAGAGAAAGACCAGUGGGGCAGUUUUGUGGAUGAACUAUGUACCCAACCACAUUCUGCCCAACCACCUGAGAGCCCUGAGCUUUCUGAGGGAGACUUUCUGUCCUCUCUCAAGGGCCACUUCUUGUCUGUGAGUCCAGGGAGCUUCAACCACAGUCUAGCCCAGGAAUGCAAAGACAACCUGAAGUUGCUGGUGUCAUUAAACCAGGAGACAUUGCAAAAGAUGUCUGCUAUGUGA